UUGCUAAGUCUAAAACUGCUGAAUCAAAAUGAAGUUCGCAUUACUCAUCUUCGUUGCUGGCCUUGCACUUGUCGAGCCACACGGUUACGUGCACACUCCGCUCUCCAGAACGUCUAUUUUCCGUAGACCAAAUGAGUUCCCUGGAGCUCAACAACCCUUCUGGUGGGACGAUACAGGUGUAUUUUGCGGUAAUCAACAACAAGACCAACAAUACUCCACUUGCGGACGUUGCGGUGAUGCUCCAGGCAACACCCAUGCCAACCAAGGUGGUAGAUACGAUAAAGGUAUCAUCACUGGCACAUACACUGCUGGACAGGCUGUCACCGUCAUUAUCGACUUCAACGCUAAUCACCGUGGUGGCUUUAUGUUCGAACUUUGCCCACAAGUGACUGAGACCAACACCUGUUUCCAACGUCUCCGAAUCAACAGUGCCGACAGAGGAGUCCGCGACAACAACUGGGCCUGCUCCGGUGGCGACCAUCAAAACGGACAGAUGCGUGCUCAAAUUCAAUUGCCAGCUGGUGUCAGAUGCACAAGAUGUACUCUUCGUUGGACGUACAGAACAUCAUACCCACCAGCACCAGAUGCAUGCUGGAAUCCAAACAACGCUCAGACCUUCAGAAACUGCGUCGAUAUCAGAAUCAACUAGAUUUUCCAUUCUUGGCUUUGUUUUACAUACAACGUUAUGAUAUUGCUAUUAAAAUACAGGAUUCAAACUAAAA
Messenger RNA from Bradysia coprophila, 722 nucleotides. RefSeq lists its product as uncharacterized. NCBI's taxonomy places the organism in Eukaryota, Metazoa, Arthropoda, Insecta, Diptera, Sciaridae. The record is from RefSeq and is a predicted model, not a curated record.